AUGUCCGCAACUCUAUGCCAAGAGUGCGACUUUGUUCUCUGUCACAAAUCGCAAGAGAUUGCUGCCAAAAACUACAUCGACACCUGGAAUGGAGAUUUUGGCCUCGAAAAUAUAACGUUUACACCCAAUGUUAAUUUAUACCAAGACCGGUUGCCAGGUUCCAACGGCUCCAUAGAACUACCAAUUGGAACAUCCGGCGAGUUCAUCAAAUUCAUGAAAAUGGCGCACACUGGCUGGAAUCACUACCAAUUUGUUGUUCACAACGUUGCUUUUGACAAGUAUAAUGUUGUUAUUCGAUGGGCGUUGAACGCAACCGUGGGGCCACAUGACAAGAUGAUCAUUCCGAUAUUUGGGCUAAUGAACUUUGAUAUCGUUGAAUCUAGCAACAAACCCGAAGGAAGUCAUAUUACGUACAAUGGUACAGACUGGCUGUAUCUGGAUGACUGCACGGGCAGGAUCAAGCAGGUCGACUCGGCGCAAGACUACAUAACUGCAUUGCACGCACAAGGGCUUACAGAAGUAAAGGUUUAA
Trichoderma breve is the source of this 531-nucleotide messenger RNA. RefSeq lists its product as uncharacterized. The record is from RefSeq and is a predicted model, not a curated record. The transcript has 2 exons. The coding region runs from base 1 to 531 and encodes 176 amino acids. Lineage: Eukaryota; Fungi; Ascomycota; Sordariomycetes; Hypocreales; Hypocreaceae.